AUGCGAGAUGGAUGCCCAAAAGCUGAAGAUAUUCUUCACGUGUUACGUGAUCGUGUGGCGUUAUUACCUGGUACAAGAGAUAGGAGUGGUCGAGCCGUGAUUAUCUUUCCAGCUCGUGAAAAUACUACAUCGAUCAAUUCCGAUUACAUCAGGAAUAUACUUAUUUAUCUUCAUGCUGUUACAGCAGAUGAUUACAAGGAUCGUGGAUUCACGAUCAUUAUCGAUAUGAGGAAAGGCACGACAUGGAAUAAUGUUAAACCUAUUCUCAAAUCUAUACAGGAACAUUUUCCGGCAGAAGUGCAUGCUGUUUUGAUCAUUAAACCGGAUAAGUUUUGGGAGAAGCACAAAACAUCGGUGUCAAGUGGGAAGUAUAAAUUUGAUAUUCAAAUGAUUUCGGUUGAAGGACUUACGCGAUUUGUCGAUUCAUCGCAAUUAACGCGUGAUUUAGGUGGUUCACUAUUUUAUGAUCACGAUGAAUGGCUUGAAACAAGAAUGGAAUUGGAAAGGUUGAUUUGGCAAACAAUUGAGGUUAUGCAUAAUUUUGAAACCUUUCGUGAAGAAAUGAAAAAUGGUGAAAUGCCAAUUGAUGUUGCUACGGCCGAGCGUGCUACAGCAGCACAUGUUUUGUUGAAGAAGAAAAUCUUAGGUGCACCAAUUGAACGGAUUCAACACGAUGUCGAACGAGUGCAACAGAGGAUAUCAGGUUCUGCUGACGGAGUACCGGAUGGUAGUUAUAAUUCAUCAAAUGCACUGCUAACAACUAAUCCAGAUCUUGCCGCUGCCCUUCCCCAUCUUUCAUCUCUUGUUAAUUCGUUGCGUACCUCAAAGGAUGAAAUUUUUGUACAAUGGGAAACGCGUCGGCAGAAGUUAGAUCAUUGCUAUCAACUGAAACUUUUUGAACAAGAUGCAGACAAAAUGUUCGAUUGGAUUCGCAGUCAUUAUGCUUUAUCAACACAACGACUUCUUGAAAUCGGUGAUUCUGAACAAUCAACUUCAAUGUUACUCACAGAACAUCUUGACUUCAUUGCAGCAGCCAAUAAUACCGAAGUUAAUGUAUCACAUGUGACGACAGUUGCCAAGCGUCUGCGCGAAAUUGGAAAUUAUGGAAAAGUACAAAUUGAAAAUGUAGCAAUGCAUUUGGAUGACGAAUGGCGACGAUUCAAACAAAUCAAUGAGCAGCGUUCUCGUCUUCUUGAUUUGGCGCUUUCUUUUCAUCGCAAAAGCCAUAUUUAUUUAUCAAAUACGCCAUCGUGGUUGCAUAGCAUUACAAUGGAUAAUGGUAGACGGAUGAGCCAAUAUUCUGGUGAUGAACUGGAGGCAGCAAUCGCCGAACAUGAACGUUUUGGAGAAAUGUUCUUGCAAACAUAUGCUGAGGCUGUUGGUGAUGGCCGUUCUUUAACACAAAUUUUGAAGACGUUAGCAGGCGAUGCAGUUGGCCAGAAUAAUGCAUACAAACAUGUUGUUGAUUUGAUUCAACAAAUAACUCGAGCGCAUAAAGAAUUACAUUCUCAGUGGCAGGCUAAAAAGCUACGUUUACAUUCCAGGCUUGCACUGAUUGCUUUUGAAACAGAUACUCAUAGGGUUCUUCAAUGGUUGGAAGAACACGGUGAUGCAUACUUGAAUAAAAAUACUGCUAUUGGUAAUAAUUUAUCGCAAGCGAAAAUUUUACAAAGAAAUCACAGUCAUUUUCGAUCGGUAGCCUCUAAUACUUACUCAAAUGCGGAGAAAUUAUUUACCGCAUCCAAUACUAUCAUUGAAUCUGGUGAAUGCGAUGUACAGCAAAUGAGUGUUGUGGUGGAAGAGUUGAGAAGGCGAAUUGAAGCUUUUUCUGCUAGAGUCGAAGCACGACGAGAUUUGCUGAAUAAGUCAGUUCUGUUCCACACACAUUAUAAUGAAAUUACGGAAUGGUAUGGACGGAUGGAGGUGAAGAGUAGCCAGUAUGACUUUGUUUCUACAAAUGUUCACGAAGGUGAACGUCGUAAAGAAGAAUGGAUGAUUGAAAGUGAUGCCACGGCGCAGGCAUAUGCGACUACAGUGGGCGAAGGAAAUCAACUGCUUAGGGCGUUGGAGCAGCAAGCUAAGAUAAUGAACAUCGAUAAUCGUGAUACUGUUGCUGUCAUCGAGCGUUUGAUCAAUGAUAUUGAGCAGCGGCAUGCAAAACUAGCUGAUCGUUGGCCACAUCAAAGAAGAUCUCUUCAGCUAGGUGUAAAAUUUGCAGCUUUUAUCAAAGAUUGCAAGCAGAUUAUUCAACAGCUUAAGAACUGGCGAGAGGACAUGGUGGCUUUGGUGAAAUCUAAUAAUUUCGCUGAGCGUGCAGAACAUAUCCUCCCAUAUCAAGAUGAUAAUACUACCCAGGUCAAAAAUGCCGUCACCGGAGUUAAAAAUAAUGCUGCUGAGCUGCUGCAGGCUCUACGAGACAACGAAUCUACACUUGUUAAUACGGAGGGUAUAUUGGCCACCGAUGUGAUCAUUACUAGCUUACAACAGUUGACUGACUGUCAACGCGAAGUAAUGCAGGUAGCUCAAGAGACGCAUCAUCGAAUUGAGCAAUGUAUGCAGUUCAAUCGUGCACGCGCAAUGGCGGCAGUUGCAAUACAAAAAAUGCAGUACGAGGAGACAAAAUUGCUUCAUAUGAACACAAUUCCAACUUCGUUAGAAGAAGCUUUAGCUGCUCAAGCUGCUCAUAAACAAUUCCAACAUGCUGUCGAGAGUAUCAGUCGUACAACAAGUGCAUUUUUGAAUAAAACCGACCAACUGAUUAGUAGUGGUGGUGUUGAUGUCCGUUCUGUGGAUGAUUUGAAUGAAGAAGUAUUAAAUCGCUGGAGACGAUUAGUUGGUGUUACGGAAGAAAGGAAUAAAUUAAUUAAGGCCGGUGUUGUGUGCUACAAAACGUUGCAUCAGGGAGUCAUGCCAAUUUUGGAUCAACUCGAGAAAGAAUACAGUAUGAGUUCGAAAGAUUGGUGCCAAGUUAGAAACGGAGAAGAUGCUAAGGAUCGAGCGCAUCAUAUGUCAAGCUUACUAUCGAAACAUAUGGAAUAUAAGGAGAGAUUUUUGAAGGGUUGUUCUUAUGGACAGAAAACAUCAGAGAUGUUCCUGAAAUAUAUUCGACGUUGUGAGGCAUCAACAGAACAUAUAAGAUUGCAUGAAACACGCCUCCUGGCUCUUAAGGAAAAUCUACGUAAACGACAAAUGAAAAUUCUGGAUUUGUGGAUGCGGAAAAAGCAACAGCUUGAUCGAUGUCAUGAAGCGUGUCUUCUUGAAGCCACAGCAAUUGAGAAUGCUGAGUGGAUAGCUGUUGAAGGCGAAGCAUUUUUAAAACAGUGCUUGGAAAGACGAUUAAACGUGGCAGAUCGAGGAACUCUGGAAGCAUACAUGGAUGAAUACAUGACUUUUAAAGCUGAAGCAAAGCAAAAAAGGUUAAAAGUUCGAAUGAUGCUUGAACUAGCUGAGAAAUUCUUAUCCACGCUAGAUCAUCACUGUAGUGCUAUCGAACGAAAAAUGUUUGAUGUACGAUCAAGCUAUGAACAUUUUUCCAUACGUCUUGCCGACUAUGAAAAUUUACUUUAUGGAGCACUCGGACAAAAACUGGAUGUGAACAAAGCGAAGGAUGAAUUUUCUUUGGAUAGAAAAAGUGAUUCGAAUAUUGAAGCAAAAAUUGAGGUGGAACGACUAGCUAAUGAAGAAAAACGUAAAAUGAGAGAACCAAUGAUGGAGUUAAUCAAAUCUGAAAAAGAUUAUAUUGAAGAUUUGCAUAAAUGUAUUAAAUAUUAUCUAAGUGCGUUUCGUGCAGCAAAAGAUUCACUGCCUGUAGCAAUUCGAGAUAAAGAGAAAGAAAUCUUCAGCAAUAUUGAGCAACUUUAUAAAUUUCAUAACGAAGUCUUCUUACCAGAAUUGAUCAAGCACGAAAAUGAUCCAGAAGAUGUGGGGUAUUGUUUCAUAUUUUCCGUUGAAAUGCUAAGUAGUUUAUAUACGGAAUACUGUGUUAACAAAGAACAAAAUAAUUAUAUUAUUGCAUUACCGGAAGCUAUGCAGUUCUUUUCGGAAGUUCGUGAAAGAAAUGGUUUGGAACACAGUCAAGAUCUGUCAUCUUUAGUAAUCAAACCUGUUCAGCGAAUUACACGAUAUCGUUUAAUGCUCGAACAGCUACUCAAAAAUUGCAAGAAUAACGUUGAUGAAAUCAGGGCAUGUAUUUUGACCUUUGAAUACUCGGAGGCUUAUGAUGUGGUUGUUAGCGUACCGCGACGGGCGAAUGAUCUUAUGCAUCUCGGCAAUUUUGAAAAUUAUAAAAAACUCGGUGUUCUUGGUGAUUUUGUGAUGCAGGAAUCAUUUCUAGUUUGGGAUCCGAAAGCUUAUUUUAAGAAGGGUCGAGAAAGACAAGUCUUCCUGUUUGAACUGUGCGUUGUAUUUGCAAAGAAAACGGAAUUAUCAAGUCGUGCAGUCAAAUAUACCUAUAAAACUCAUCUAAUGGCAAGUGUUUUCAUGUUUGGAAAAAGAACAGAUCGAUACUUUAUAUUGAAGUUGGCUGAGAUCAAUGUUUGUGAACACGUGGAAGGUGAUUCGAGCAAGUUUGCUUUGCGUCAAGGAAAUGAGCCAAAUACAGAAAUGCGUACAGAGCUGAAAGCAGCCAAUGAGCAAUGCAAAGUGCAUUGGGUGAAGAAGAUUCGAGAGUUGAUGCAAGGACUAAUGACUGCUCAUUUCGAUAUGAGACAGGUACCUGCUCGAAAUGCUAGUGCUACAACCACAACAUCAGUAUCAGAUAGAACAUCGAAAGAUAGUGAUAGUUUGCCGACAAGUAACGAGGAUAGAAAUUCGUUGCGUAGUUGCACUUCCUCAAGCAGUAAUCACAAUUUAGAGGUCUGA
Acanthocheilonema viteae is the source of this 4860-nucleotide messenger RNA. Lineage: Eukaryota; Metazoa; Nematoda; Chromadorea; Rhabditida; Onchocercidae. The record is from the annotation of a GenBank genome assembly.